ACCUCCUGGAAGUGCUCCGUGAAAUGUGCUGGAAGUGCGAAGUGACCUGGAUGGGAAUGUGGGAAUGGCGGUAGGGUCAAGUGCAUCAGCGGCAUGGAGGGAGUUCCUCUCUCCACGCAGUGGGGCCCUCAGGGCUACUUCUACCCCAUCCAGAUCGCCCAGUACGGGCUGAGCCACUACAGCAAGAACCUGACGGAGAAGCCGCCGCACGUGGAGGUGUACGAGACGGCGGGGGACGGGAACGGGAACGGGAAUGGGAACGGGGAAUGGACGGUGCCCAAGGGCUGCUCCCUCACCACCGUCUGGGACAAGUCCCGGCUCACCGGGGUCAAGCAGUUCUCCUGCCCAGAGAGCUCCGAGGGCGUCUCCCUGGAGCUCAACAACGGCCGGGAUUUCAUCCUCUCCUUCGACCUGAAGCUGCAGAGCAACGGCAGCGUGUCGGUGGUGCUGGAGACCACGGAGAGGAACCAGCUCUUCACGGUGCACUACGUGUCCAGCACGCAGCUCAUCGCCCUCAGGGACAGGGACAUCUUCUACGGCAUCGGAGCGCGCGGCAGCUGGAGCACGCUCACCCGGGACCUGCUGACGGACCUGCGCAAGGGCGUGGGGCUCUCCAACACCAAGGCGGUGAAGCAAACCAAGAUCAUGCCCAAGAGGGUGCUGCGCUUGGUGGCCAAGGGCCGCGGCUUCCUGGACAACGUCACCAUCUCGGCCACCGCCCACAUGGCCGCCUUCUUCGCCGCCAGCCGCUGGCUGCUGCGCAACCAGGACGAGCGCGGCGGCUGGCCCAUCAUGGUCACCAGGAAGCUGGGAGAAGGCUUCAAAUCCCUGGAUCCGGGCUGGUACUCGGCCAUGGCGCAAGGCCAGGCCAUGUCCACGCUGGUCAGGGCCUACCAGCUGACCAAGGAGCCGGCGUUCCUGGGCGCGGCGCUCCGGGCCACGGCGCCCUUCAAGCUGCCGGCGGAGCAGCGCGGCGUCAAGGCGGUGUUCAUGAACCGGCACGACUGGUACGAGGAGUACCCCACCACGCCCAGCUCCUUCGUGCUCAACGGCUUCAUGUACUCCCUGAUCGGCCUCUACGACCUGAAGGAGACGGCGGGCGAGAAGCUGGGCAGGGAGGCGCGGCUGCUCUACGAGCGCGGCAUGGAGUCGCUCAAGGCCAUGCUGCCGCUCUUCGACACCGGCUCGGGCUCCAUCUACGACCUGCGGCACUUCAUGCUGGGCACGGCGCCCAACCUGGCGCGCUGGGACUACCACACCACGCACAUCAACCAGCUGCAGCUGCUGGGCUCCAUCGACGACGCGCCCGUCUUCAAGGAGUUCGUCAAGAGGUGGAAGAGUUACCUGCGGGGAGGGCGGGCCAAGCACAACUGAGCUCUU
Molecule: messenger RNA, 1380 nt
Organism: Serinus canaria (Common canary)
Lineage: Eukaryota; Metazoa; Chordata; Aves; Passeriformes; Fringillidae
Gene: GLCE
Product: glucuronic acid epimerase
Exons: 3
Coding region: 94-1374 (426 amino acids)
Biological process (GO): heparan sulfate proteoglycan biosynthetic process
Cellular component (GO): Golgi apparatus
Molecular function (GO): heparosan-N-sulfate-glucuronate 5-epimerase activity
Source: RefSeq, a predicted model, not a curated record